Brassica napus (rape) is the source of this 1287-nucleotide messenger RNA. RefSeq lists its product as uncharacterized. Gene Ontology annotation, molecular function: zinc ion binding. The coding region runs from base 1 to 1287 and encodes 428 amino acids. NCBI's taxonomy places the organism in Eukaryota, Viridiplantae, Streptophyta, Magnoliopsida, Brassicales, Brassicaceae. The record is from RefSeq and is a predicted model, not a curated record. The transcript is spliced from 2 exons.
AUGGGUUCAUCGGAGAAUGGAUAUAAGGAGUUACCUUCUUACCUGCACAAGAUUAGAAUGGCAAAUCCUGGGACCUUAGCUCGACUGGAAGUUGAUGCAAACAAUAGAUUUAAGUACUUAUUCCUUGCAUUCAGCGCUAGCAUUACUGGCUUCCCAUUUAUGAGAAAGGUUGUGGUGGUUGAUGGUACUUUCUUGCAAGGAAAAUACAAAGGAACGCUUCUCAUUGCAACAUCACAGGAUGGUAAUUUUCAGAUAUUUCCGAUAGCAUUUGCUGUGGUUGACACAGAGAAUGAUGAAUCAUGGACAUGGUUCUUCCGUCAACUCAGCCGUGUGAUACCCGAUGAUGAAGGAUUGGCAUUAAUUUCUGACAGGCACAAGUCAAUAAGAAAGGCAAUUUCAGUGGUCUAUCCGUUGGCUAGCACGGGAAUUUGCACGUACCACUUAUAUAAGAACAUCUUAUUACGGUACAGAGGACGUGAUCUGUUUGGUUUGGUCAAAAAAGCUGCGUACUCUUUUAGGUUAGCUGACUUUGAAGCAAGCUUCGAGACGAUUAAAGGGUUAAAUCCAGAUUUACAUGCAUAUUUGGAACGUGCUGAUGUGUGUAAGUGGGCUCGAGCGCAUUUUAGAGGUGAUAGAUAUAACAUCCUUACAAGUAACAUAGCUGAAUCCAUAAACAGAGCUUUGUCAGAUGUGAGAAGCUUGCCAAUUGUUCGCCUUUUAGAGUCUAUCCGAUUAAUGAUGACACGUUGGUUUGCAACAAGAAAACAUGAUGCUGACUUGAUGAAAACUUCUCUGACUCGUGGUGUGGAGAAGUUGUUGGAGGGCCGUAUACCUAUUGCUAAUCUAUUAAAGGUUCAAGCUAUCGACAUUCAUCAGUCACAAGUGAUGGGAGUCUCAUCUUUACAUGUUGUAAACCUUACAGAAAAAACAUGUUCUUGCCGUAGAUUUGAUUUGGAGAAGCUACCAUGUGCUCAUGCUAUAGCUGCUGCGGAAGCUAGAAAGAUAUCACGUAUAUCACUUUGUCACAAGUACUAUCGGACGCAGUACCUUUACAAUGCAUAUUUCACUCCUGUUAUGCCCAAUGCAGCUGAUGUUCCAAUUCCAGAAGAAGUUGCAAAGAGGAUCUGUUUGCCGCCUGAUGUCCGCCAACCACCGGGAAGACCCAAAAAAUCAAGACAUAAAUCUAUUUUGGAGAAAGUUGCAGACAAGAAGCGGCCAAGGAAGGAACACACAUGUAGAAUUUGUAACCAUGUGGGACACAAUUCUACAACAUGUCCUCUUAAGUGA